CCUAAAACACGUACCCACAGGACAUUUCCAAGUGUCAAAUCCUUCUUCAUUCUCUCUUUAUGUUGCCUUCUUCUCAUAGGCCAACCCACCACCUUAAAUGCCCCACGACCUCCUCUACAACCCCACAUCACCUCACCUUUGUGUGCCUCAAAAGUCUGAGUUUGCUCCUCCAUUACACCAACCUCAGACGACUCAGACCUACCCGGGCUUAACAAACUCUUCACCUUCAAAAUGAUGCAAACCAUGAAUUCCUACACUUUAACAGCAAAAACAGCUGAGAUCAUGGCUAGGUACAGACCCAUAGCUCCAAAACCGGAGGUUACGGCGAACGCAGCGGACGUGUCGGAGAACACAUCAAUGCCACAGAACAUCCGGCAAUCCGCUUACCUUAGAACCGUGUGGCCCGAUUUGCAGUCAAGGCCAACAAGAACCAGAAAGAGAGGGAGGACUGCAAUUGCACCACCUACUGUCAAGAGACAAAGGACUUGUCUUCAAGGACUCUAUCCUAUUCCUCCUCCUCAGGUAAACACUUCACCUGCCGGAAACCUCUCGUUCAAUGCUUUAGGUCAUGGCCCAAAAGGGUUUCCUCAGCUUAUACCUGUCCCAAUCUCAAAUAUCACCGCCCUCAACGGCGGCGUUGCAGUGGGAAAUUCAUGCACGUUGCCAGCGAACUUAGUCACACUACCUCUCCUCCCAAUUCCUUCAUCCCUUACCAUCGAUCCCCAACAAGCACCACCACCAGAAACCAUAGGUGUUCGAGUUUGUGGAGGCAACAAAGAUAUAGACUUGAACACGGAAGCCGAAGAUCCAGAAGAACAGGAUUUCCUGCAGCAACUGCAAGGACCCACCAGCCCCAAUAUCAUUGCCCCACAGCCGGUUCGACCGGUGGGCUCCAACAUAUGUGUUGGGUGCAUCAGUGACGACAGUGGUCGAACAACUUCUGUGCAACUUCUCAAGAAACCAGAGGAGGUGGAGGAAGAGGUCGAGUCUGAGGCCUUGCCGGCUAUUGUAUCAGAUUCAAACAACAAAGUCAGACUGGCGAAUUCCGCUUAUAAGGAAAUGGUGGCAAAAACAGCUGAGAUCAUGGCUAGGUACAGACCCAUAGCUCCAAAACCGGAGGUUACGGCGAACGCAGCGGACGUGUCGGAGAACACAUCAAUGCCACAGAACAUCCGGCAAUCCGCUUACCUUAGAACCGUGUGGCCCGAUUUGCAGUCAAGGCCAACAAGAACCAGAAAGAGAGGGAGGACUGCAAUUGCACCACCUACUGUCAAGAGACAAAGGACUUGUCUUCAAGGACUCUAUCCUAUUCCUCCUCCUCAGGUAAACACUUCACCUGCCGGAAACCUCUCGUUCAAUGCUUUAGGUCAUGGCCCAAAAGGGUUUCCUCAGCUUAUACCUGUCCCAAUCUCAAAUAUCACCGCCCUCAACGGCGGCGUUGCAGUGGGAAAUUCAUGCACGUUGCCAGCGAACUUAGUCACACUACCUCUCCUCCCAAUUCCUUCAUCCCUUACCAUCGAUACCCAACAAGCACCACCACCAGAAACCAUAGGUGUUCGAGUUUGUGGAGGCAACAAAGAUAUAGACUUGAACACGGAAGCCGAAGAUCCAGAAGAACAGGAUUUCCUGCAGCAACUGCAAGGACCCACCAGCCCCAAUAUCAUUGCCCCACAGCCGGUUCGACCGGUGGGCUCCAACAUAUGUGUUGGGUGCAUCAGUGACGACAGUGGUCGAACAACUUCUGUGCAACUUCUCAAGAAACCAGAGGAGGUGGAGGAAGAGGUCGAGUCUGAGGCCUUGCCGGCUAUUGUAUCAGAUUCAAACAACAAAGUCAGACUGGCGAAUUCCGCUUAUAAGGAAAUGGUGGGUCAGCCGGAAUGUUCAUGGCUUGACACCGCCGGUGACGGAGGCGGUGCAUGCAAGAGGAUUGGUGGGGAGGUGAUGCUCAAGUUUUUGGAUGAAACUGUGCCAGUUUCAUCAAAUGGGUUUUCGUGCUGGGUGAGGAUUGAGUGGGGAAGCAGUGGCAAGAAAGACCCAAUAAGCAAUGGAGAGAAGAACACAAUCAAUGCUUUUUGCGACGCUAUAAGGUUAGACUGUGAGUCCAAGGAUUACCUAUUUGCAUGGAAGUUCCACACAAGAGCUUCUUCUGAAUCUGCUUCCAACUUUUGA
Molecule: messenger RNA, 2169 nt
Organism: Ilex paraguariensis (yerba mate)
Lineage: Eukaryota; Viridiplantae; Streptophyta; Magnoliopsida; Aquifoliales; Aquifoliaceae
Source: the annotation of a GenBank genome assembly